CUUUACACUGCCUCUCUAUGCUUUGAUUGGGCACACUGUUACUGGAGCUGUCAGUGCACGGCAAGUUUUUUUCUCCUCUAGCUAAAUGCCUAGACUUGUAGUGACACUGCUUUGUCAGCUGGGUAGGUGAACAUCAAGAGAGAUAGAGCCGUAUCCAUGCACUAAUUAGUUGGAAAAUGAUAAUCUUUAUGAAACAAAUGGAUUACCCUCUCGGAACCCAAUGUCAGCGCGUCCAGAACCAGGUGAUGAAGGUGAACGCUGAGAAGGAGCGGGUGUCGCUGCGGUGUAUGAAGGCUCUGGCCAGCAGGGGGUGUGUGGACACCGUGUCCCAGCAGAUGGCCUCUCACCCCCAGUACCUGGAGAGCUUCCUCCGCACCCAGCACUACAUCCUCCACAUGGACGGCCCCCUGCCCCUGCAGUACCGCCACUAUAUCGCCAUCAUGGCUGCAGCGCAGCAUCACUGUGGCUACCUGGUGUCUCUGCACUCGGCCCAGUUCCUCAGGGUGGGGGGGGACCCGCUGUGGCUACAGGGGCUGAAGGCCGUCCCCCCUCGCCUACAACACCUUGACCAACUCAACAAGGUUCUGGCCCACCAACCCUGGCUCACCGCCCGCUCACACAUACAGGCGUUGCUGAAGACAGGGGAGCAGUGCUGGUCUCUGGCUGAGCUGGUUCAGGCUGUGGUGCUCCUGGCCCACUGCCACUCCCUCUCUAGCUUUGUGUUUGGCUCGGGCACCGACGCCGACCCCGUCCCCCUCCCCAGAGCCCCCAACGGCACCCCCCCGGGCUACUGCCUCUGUGACGCUGCCAACGGCAAUGUCAGUGCGCCUCCGCCUCUCACCACACCCUCAGAACACACCACACGACGACGGUCUCUGGACUCCAGUUGUGAGAUGGUGUGUCUGAAAGAGAGGAUCCAGAAGUCCCAGGAGGAGAAAGAGAGGAGGGGGGAGUGUGUCCUACACACCCAGACACUCCAGCACACAGAUGGGAAAGAUGAGGAGGAGAUUAUCUACUCAGCAGACCCCUCUCGUUUCAUAACAGACCCCGAGUUCGGCUACCAGGAGUUUGCCCGGAAAGAGGAAGACCACUUCCAAGUAUUCCGGGUGCAGGACUACUCCUGGGAGGACCACGGCUUCUCCCUGGUCAACCGGCUGUACUCAGACAUCGGGCACCUGCUGGACGACCGUUUCCGCAGCGUCACCGCCCUCCCCUCGUCCCACGGGCCUGACCUGAAGAGAGCCAUCUGGAACUACAUCCACUGCAUGUUGGGAAUUAGGUACGACGAUUAUGACUAUGGGGAGGUAAACCAGUUGCUGGAGAGGGAGCUGAAGCUUUAUAUCAAGUCUGUAGCCUGCUACCCUGACGCCACCAAGACCCCGCUGUGUCCUCUGCCCUGGGCACCACUCAAACCUUCUGAGAGGAUCCAUGUGAACUUGCUGAUAAUGGAGGCUCGGUUACAGGCUGAGCUUCUGUAUGCUCUGAGAGCCAUCACCCAGUACAUGAUAGCUUAGGUCAGUUGGUGGGAGGGAGAGGCACAAAAUGAAUGGCCAACGGCGCAGAAAGACCAAGCUAGAAGGCCGCAGGGUGGGAACCCCCUUACAGCAAGCAGGGAUAUGGGGAAGAGGCUGGUAAUUAUGAGCAAGAAGAACAGUGCGACUAUCUGUCCUAUUUCUCAGUUAAAAACGGGAGAAAAAAUAGUAUAAUGCAAUCAUUGAAGCUCUUUUUGUGGCAUGCGCACUGCAGUGGAAAGCUGUUUUCCAAAGUCAAAACACGCAAUGUAAUUCCUCUCUUCCCCUCGCUCUGCCUGCUCAUUUUCCACUCUGCAAGGGUGGUCUGUCCACUUUUAAUUUAAUGUAUUUUCCUCUUAUAAAAUGUCUCUGCUGUUGAUGGUUAAUGUGCAAUUAUAUUACUAUUAUUACAAUAGAUAUUAAUUAUUUUCAUUUGUAUUAAUGAAUUGUUUGUCUCAAUUCUGAUGACUGUGAUGAAAGCAGACGGUUGGUUCUGCAGUGUAGCAGAGAUGUACGUACCCAUGGCCAACACAAUACCCUAUUUCUUGGUUUGUGAUUAGUUUCGUCUUUUCAACUUUGCAUUUGUUCAAAACCAAUUUUUUUAUCCUUUCUUAUUGGAUUGAGCGAAUGUUUUGGAGAUAUUGCCAUAAUUUGUCUUGUUACAGUCCCUGUCAGUGUUGUUGUAGGUAGUUGGUGAUGGUGAUGGACAGUUGUUCAUCGUAGCUCUCUUAACGUUUUGCGUUAGUACUGAAAGGUCAAGAACAAAACCAAAACACUGCAAGACGAUAUCACACAACUAUAGUUUAUUUUAAAAGCACUUUAUAUAUUUAUUAAAUAAAACAAGGUAGCUCAGUGGUAGAGAUGGAGACCGAAGUUGUUCUGAGUCUUUCCUUUCCACUCUAUGGCGUCUGAUAGAAAGGAUCCUGAGGCUGCUUCUUGGGUCCCUCUGUAUUCAGAUCACCUGAUCUCCAUUCCUACAGUCACCCCGUUUACCCCAGAGUGUUCUUGUGUAGGUGGAGUAGUGCAGGGCUACACAGGGUCCUAACAGAGGUCAUGGCCCCAGAUCUGACCUGACCUGAAGGAGGUCACAACUCACUUCAGUAUCUUAGAUAAAUCUGAAAUCGCUACGACAAUUUAAAAACACAUUUUAACUUUAAUACACACAGGGGUGGCCAAAGUCAUGUUUUGUAGAGUGACGCACAGCCAUAUAACUGUCUGUUUUUAUAUUGAUGUGCUCUGGCAUAGAUCAAAUGAAGGAAUUUCCAUUUCUAGGAAACCUCAACGUCCCUAAAACUGCAUUGAAGGUCAGCAGCACUCUGAACUGGAAUUUUGCAACAUAAAAGUCCCCAAAAGUGACCUGCACUGGGUUUGAAUUGCUGUUAAGCAUAUUCUAUCUACUAUGCUACAAAAGAUGUAGACUAAGGAUCAUAAGUCAUCGGUGCUCUGUGUAUGAUCUUGUGCAUGUGAAAAGUAGGUCUGUCUUUCAAUUAUUUAUUUGGUGAGCUUUAUGACCUAAAAUAAAGAUGCUGAUGCAUGGUACAAUUUGCAGAGCAGAAGAACGUGGGUACUGCAAACUAUAUUUUUAUUUUUAUUUUAUUUUAUUAUAUCCUUCAUUUUUUGUUUUUUCUUUCUCGCUCUUGUUUUUAGUUUAUUUUUUACACUUUUUGUAAACUUUGCAUUACAGUACUAUGAUUGUUGAGCCCUUUGUUAAGUUGCUGGGUUCGCUGCUAUAUCCUGCCGGAUGUGCUGCACCCUGAAUAUUUCAGCGGCAGUGAGGUUGAUGACCCUGUUAAUGUGCUCGACCGUUUGAAACGACAGGAGAGAGAGAAAUGAAGAAAAAAGAAAGUGCAUAUCAAUAGAAGCAAAAGAAGCGCUUUUUAACGGAGGUGCCUUUAGGCCAAACUGGACUGGUGCUUGAGUGGACAGGCUAGUUUUCUCUGGGCUGAGUGUAGGCCUCGUUAGAGCAGACUGCCCCUUUGGAUCCUCAGGAACAGUGUUCUGUGGCCCAUAUAGAACGCCCAGUGCCAUCACCACUGGACACAUGGACACGGUUACUCUACUUAGAGUACUACAGUCCUCAUUGGCUCCUUCUCAACACCUCUAUGACAUCGUUAUGGCUCCAAAUGCAGGAGCGAAAGCGUUUGUGUUCCUGUCUGAAGCUUCUGACCACCUGGCCAAGGAACGAAACGAUAGAGCCACUGACACAAAGUUGGAUGUUACAGUUGUUCAAUAUUUACCACGUAAAUGAAUGGACAAUAAAAAAAAUAUUUAAAAAAUGUAAAACGUAAGUGAAAAAAGCAAAAAAUAUGUUUUUGGGGAAAUGUGAAGACUUAAUUUUUCUAUAAAGAUGUUCUAUCAA
Messenger RNA from Coregonus clupeaformis (lake whitefish), 3870 nucleotides. Its product is annotated as sestrin-3. The coding region runs from base 177 to 1514 and encodes 445 amino acids. The transcript has 9 exons. Gene Ontology annotation, cellular component: nucleus. Gene Ontology annotation, molecular function: oxidoreductase activity, acting on peroxide as acceptor; L-leucine binding. The record is from RefSeq and is a predicted model, not a curated record. NCBI's taxonomy places the organism in Eukaryota, Metazoa, Chordata, Actinopteri, Salmoniformes, Salmonidae. Gene Ontology annotation, biological process: positive regulation of macroautophagy; negative regulation of TORC1 signaling; cellular response to leucine starvation.